AAAAUGUCUAGCAUGUAAAAACAUCGAAACUACGGCGACGCAUUUAGGACAAGAAACUAGAACGUUUUGCAAGACGGCUUCCUCGUAUGGAUCGUGAUGGUUUUCAGAAAAUAACGCUAAGUGCAGCACGUAUGAUCUUUUUAAAGAAAGAAGAAAGUUAAUGUCUGUUUAGGGGGCCAGCGGAAAGAGAGACCAAUCCACUUUUUUAAUGAAGAUAUUUUCAGUGUGGAAGAGCAAGAACCUGGUUGAACUGCUAUGGGGUUCUUCAACCAGUUGAUUCUUGUCAUCUCAGUGGCCAGUUUCAUCACGUUUCAAGUGCUGUUUCACUGUCUAAGCUCCUGGGUGUCUACCCAUGUCAGCCCUGGUUUUAAAAAACUAAGUGAAAAGCAGAAGAUAGAAUGGAACUCCAGGACAGUGUCGACUUUCCAUGCCUUGGUGGUUGGAAUAUUUUGUUUGUAUAUACUGCACUUCGAUGAUGCUGUCAAUGAAGACCCUGUCUGGGGCGAUCCUACACUGGUGAAACUUAAUGUUGCAAUAACCACUGGCUACCUCAUUUCAGACUUGCUGCUCAUUUUUUACCAUUGGAAGGCAAUCGGGGACAGGUUUUUUGUAGUGCAUCACCUGGCGGCACUGUAUGCUUACUACUAUGUACUGGGCCAAGGAUUGUUGCCUUAUUUUGCUAACUUCCGUCUGCUUGCAGAGUUUUCCACUCCAUGUGUUAAUCAGCGCUGGUUCUUUGAAGUGUUAGGUUAUCCAAAAUCUUCCAAGCCCAACAUAGCCAAUGGAGUCAUGAUGUCAGUAAUAUUCUUCCUGGUGAGGAUUGCUGUCUUGCCCAUAUACUACGAACGCAUGUUCUCCAUCUAUGGAACAGAAGCAUUUUACAGGCUGCCGUUUGGGGGUCGCAGUGCUUGGAUGUGCUCAAGCAUCUGUUUGGAUGUUAUGAACGUGAUGUGGAUGCACAAAAUUGCCCGAGGAUGCUACAGAGUUCUACUUUAUAGGAGGAAACCUGAAGUGGAUACACAGGAGAACAGCAAAAUUGACUAGCCUGGGCACUUUAACUGCUGUAAUUACUGUUGUCUAUUAAUAUACUCAUGCAACUGUUAAUGUAACGGAAUCGAUCAACUCUGAUACUCUGUCCGUCCGUCCCCGUUACGUAAUACAACAUUUCAAAAGACUUGCAAAGCUUCAACUUGACGAUGCAUAAAACUUCUAAACAUUAACCGUUAUUUUGUUUUAAGUGGCUGUGUGGGAAAUGACUGACUUAGUUAACAGGUAGCAAUACUUUUUUUGUGUACGGCAGAACUGCUGGUUGCGCACAUUUUAGUAAUAUUAACAAUCAGUAGAUCUACUUCGAGAAAGGCCUGUUUUUAAAAAGAAAAGAUUAACCAAAAUACUGGUCACGUGCGUCUGUUACCAAUGUGAACCAGUGAUUUUAUAAUGAACCUUUUUAAAAGAUAAGAAAUGAACUAAUUCCGUUCGGGUAUACAGUGAUGUCAUUGACUUGAUCCAGGUGGAAUCCACACACACACACACAUAUAUAAUGUUUUAAGGAAGUCAAAACUUGGCCAACUGCUUUUUGCUGGAGCUAAAAUAACUUCUGAGAGAUGUUUUGUGAACAAUCAGGUGAAUAUUCUAAAAAGAAAGAAAGUCAUGUUUUGGGAAAGUAAUAUAUGAAUGAGAAAUGACUAAAAUCCUAAAAUAAUGUGUUUCUAGCAAGCUGUCUGUGGAAUAAGUCUGUGAAAACAGACCAGUGAUGUGAUUACUCACUGAAGAGUGCCAGUCAGCAAAACAUAGUGCAAUAAAAGCUAUUGGAUGUAAAACUUAUUUCAGCACCCACUGCUAGUAGGAGCUUAAAUUCUAAAGCAACAAUCUUGGAUGUGCCUUACAAGAGUUCAUGGACUAGUAAAAUCAGUCCAAGGAUUGUGCCAAUCUGUGGAUGAAGUGGUCAAACAGACUUGGCUGCUAACUCUCUCUACACCAAGGCUGGAUAAAGAUCUUAUUUGUAGGUGAAAAACUAUAUAAAUGUUUUUACUUGUGUUGCUUUUAUUGAAAAAGAGAAUAGAAGUGCACUUAUGCCUGACAUACAGCUGCUUGACAUUUUUGGAAAGGCUACACAAGAAAUAUAUUGUCCUAGUGGCAUCUUCUUGCAUUUGCCGACCACAUGUGGUAUUGGUAUAAGUUGACUGAAGUUGAAGAUGUUAGCUGUUAGCGUUUACCAGUUCUAUGUUCACAAAGUAUAAUGUUUUGUUAUGUACAUGUGAAGAUGCAUGCUGCAGUGUUUUCUAAAUGCUUGCCUAUUAAAGCUGAUGGUUAAGUAGAGUUCUCAAUCAUAAAGAUAUUUAAAAAUGUAGUUUUUAGAUAUCCAGAAAAGAAAGUAACUUAAGUAGGGUGGGUAUCCAGGUAAAGUUGCUGUUUUUAAAGAAAGCACGACAAAUGUUCCGUUAGCAAAGACAGUAUGCACGCAGAGGACUUUGCACACAAUGGCAGGGGUCUUUUCUGCCAAAUGCCUCAUUUAUAAUAACUUAACAACUUGCAAAUAAUGGUGAGCCGGCAUGUCUGCAUUUUAAGUAUUUUUAAUUUAAGGAUGGGUAAGUAUGGUAUGAAUUAAAAAUACUGUUCAUGAUGUAUCUAGGUAUUAAAACAAGGGAUGAACUCAAAACCGCAUAUGCUUCUGUAAGCUAAGUGAUGCUUGAACUUGUCAAGUGGCUUUUUUUUCUUUUGGAAAACUGUAAACCCAUAACUAUUCUUCCCUAAAUUAUAAGAUUGUAUAACUACCUUGUAUGUUUCUAUGGGCACAGAGGAAACGUGGCAACAACUGGAAGUGGAACAAAUGUGGGAGUUUAAUUUCGGUAACAUUUACAUUUUUUUUUUUUUUUUUUUCUACGUGACAUUUAUUUGUAACCUGAUGAAUGUUUCAUUUUAACAUACAUAUAUAUGAUUUGUAAAGAUCAUAAUUCCAACAAUCUCAGCACAUCUUGGGACAGGAUUAAAAAAAAAAAAAAAAAAAAAAAAAGUAUAGUUCAAGUAUCAGUAGAAAUUGACAGAAUACAUUACUGCGUUGAUUUUCGUUAAUAUAGUUUUUUAUAUGUUGGGUUUAUUGUAUGUUUUUAUUACUUAUGAUAACUUGUUUUUUAAGAUCAUUGUUAUUGCUGUAUUUACUUUAAGAAAAUGGGACAUUGGGCCAUAAUCUGAUUCACUGCACUGACAAAAGUAGUUAUUUGACAGUAAAGAUAAACAAUGGUUCAAAUGUUAUAAUGGAAUAUUCUAUUUUUUUUUUUUUUUUUUUUUUUUUUUUUAAAGUAAUACAAAAAUAUUUUUAGAGCAUGCUGUGCAUUAUCAUGAUGUGAAUAAAGUCUGAGGUGGUAGUUUUAGUACUGUUUUGUUGCUCAAUGGAAAUGUUCGUUUACAAUCUCUUUUAUACUUAAAUGUUUGCAUUGUUUUUUAUUCAAUCUUUAUUAUUUUGUACAUGUUUUUGCCAUAAUGUUGCCCGUUAGCAAAUAUAAGCAUUUGUCUUGCCUGGAUAAAAGCAAUACAUUUGUGAGAAUAUAAUUGCCAAUAAAUUAUUCAGAUCUACA
Polyodon spathula (Mississippi paddlefish) is the source of this 3575-nucleotide messenger RNA. RefSeq names its product TLC domain-containing protein 4-B-like. The transcript has 9 exons. Gene Ontology annotation, cellular component: membrane; endoplasmic reticulum. NCBI's taxonomy places the organism in Eukaryota, Metazoa, Chordata, Actinopteri, Acipenseriformes, Polyodontidae. Bases 256 to 1044 code for a protein of 262 amino acids. The record is from RefSeq and is a predicted model, not a curated record. Gene Ontology annotation, biological process: lipid homeostasis.